UUUCUGGUAUUUGCAGUUUGCCGGCCAAGGUCACACUGUUCCCGGAUUGUUUUUGUUGCUGCGCUCUAUAAAGUACUGGAUAUUUCCAUAUUUUGCUCAUUUUUGUUGUUCCCGCAAGCGAAUUUGUCGAGUUUGCAGCUUUCCAAAUCAAUUCCCCAUCGGUUUGUGAACGACAUUGACAACGACGCAGUUGUGAUUGGGCAAUGUUAUUGCUUUUGUGACCCAUCGAGGAACAACAAAAACAAUCAGCCAAAAUGCAGCGCCUGCACUUUGCACUGCAACUGGCAGUUCUGGUCGCCCUGGGAUUCGCACAGGUGUCCACCGAGGAGGUCAACAUCGUCCACUAUCAGCCGGAGCAAGUGCAUCUGGCCUUCGGAGAAACCGUGCUCGAUAUUGUCGUCACCUGGAAUACGCGCGACAACACCAACGAAUCGAUCUGCGAGUUCGGCAUCGAUGGACUGCAGCAAAGGGCAAAGGCGGCGCAGAUGCCCACGAAAUUCGUGGACGGCGGAGCCAAAAAGGCCACCCAAUACAUCCAUCGUGUGACGCUGUCGCACCUGAAGCCCAACACCACCUACCUGUACCACUGCGGCAGUGAGCUGGGCUGGUCCGCCACCUAUUGGUUCCGGACGCGUUUCGACCACGGCGACUGGUCGCCCUCGCUGGCCAUCUACGGGGACAUGGGAGUGGUCAAUGCGGCAUCCCUUCCUGCGCUGCAGCGUGAAACGCAACGUGGCCUGUACGACGCCAUCAUCCAUGUGGGAGACUUCGCCUACGACAUGGACUCGCAGAACGGGGAGGUGGGCGAUGAGUUCAUGCGCCAGGUGGAGACCAUAGCCGCCUACGUUCCCUAUAUGGUGUGCGUGGGCAAUCACGAGGAGAAGUACAACUUCUCGCACUACAUAAAUCGGUUCAGCAUGCCGGGUGGAUCGGAUAACAUGUUCUAUAGCUUUGACCUGGGUCCGGUGCACUUCAUCGGUUUCAGCACGGAGGUCUACUACUUCACCCAGUUCGGGCUCAAGCAGAUCGUGAUGCAGUACGACUGGCUGGAGCGGGACUUGAUUGAGGCCAACAAACCGGAGAACCGGCAGAAGCGCCCAUGGAUCAUCACGUACGGCCAUCGGCCCAUGUACUGCAGCAAUGACAACGGAGACGAUUGUGCCAAUCACGAGACCAUUGUGCGCAAGGGACUGCCCAUGCUGGACUUCUUCGGACUGGAGCCGCUCUUCUAUCAGUACGGCGUGGACGUGGAACUGUGGGCCCACGAGCACUGCUACGAGCGCAUGUGGCCCAUGUACAACUAUACGGUGCUAAACGGAUCACUGGCCGAGCCGUAUGUGAAUCCGGGUGCCCCCAUACACAUCAUUUCGGGGGCUGCCGGCAACCACGAGGGCAGGGAGCCGUUCUUCAAGCGCAUGCCUCCGUGGAGCGCCUUUCACAGCCAGGACUUUGGCUAUCUCCGGCUGAAGGCCCACAACCGCACGCAUCUGUACUUCGAGCAGGUGUCCGAUGACAAGAAGGGCGAGGUCAUCGAUCGCUUCUGGGUGAUCAAGGACAAGCAUGGCCCAUACGAUCCCAUUCCCAGCUCGGAUCUCAACUGAAAUUUCAGUGUUAUAUAUUCCUGCAGUAUUUAUUUAUACUCAAAUCGGGCACAACUACGUAUGACGUCUCUCACAUUUGCAGUAAGCGGACCAAAAUAACACCGUCCUGUAUUAAAAGUACUUAGCGGACGCCAUAUAUCUUUUAAAAUUACAUAUGACUAUAUUAUACAUACUCUUACCAAAUGUAAUCGCAAUAUACAAAUAAAC
Drosophila gunungcola (fruit fly) is the source of this 1808-nucleotide messenger RNA. Its product is annotated as acid phosphatase type 7. The transcript is spliced from 4 exons. Gene Ontology annotation, molecular function: metal ion binding; acid phosphatase activity. NCBI's taxonomy places the organism in Eukaryota, Metazoa, Arthropoda, Insecta, Diptera, Drosophilidae. The coding region runs from base 255 to 1601 and encodes 448 amino acids. The record is from RefSeq and is a predicted model, not a curated record.